Scheffersomyces stipitis CBS 6054 is the source of this 1082-nucleotide messenger RNA. RefSeq lists its product as uncharacterized. The transcript has a single exon. The record is from RefSeq and is a predicted model, not a curated record. The coding region runs from base 111 to 983 and encodes 290 amino acids. NCBI's taxonomy places the organism in Eukaryota, Fungi, Ascomycota, Pichiomycetes, Serinales, Debaryomycetaceae.
GCCCGAGUUAAGCACCUCCGCUCUCUCUCUCUCUAUCUAGUCAUUCUUUACAUACCUUAUCAGGUUCACAUUCUUUACUUAGUCGAUUCACUAACAUUCCUUACUUAAAUAUGUUGUUCUCCAACUUUGCAAUUCUCACUUCUGUCGCUCUUUCUGCAGUUUCUGCUUUACCUUUACAAAAGAGAGGUGCUUCAACUUGUUCAUUCCCUACUGAUGCCGGCCUUGUUUCCAUCACACCAGACUCGCUCAACGCCGGAUGGGCCAUGAGUCCCGACCAAGCCUGUACUCCAGGUAAAUACUGUCCUUACGCCUGUCCUCCAGGCAAAGUUGCUGCUCAAUGGGAUCCUUCUUCCACCAGCUACACCUACCCUCAAAGUAUGAACGGUGGUUUGUACUGUAACGCUGACGGUACCGUGUCCAAGCCUUUCUCUGACAGAGACUACUGUGUUGACAGUACCGGUUCUGUCGAAGUUAACAACAAAGCUUCUGCCAAUGUUGCCUUCUGCCAAACUGUUUUGCCAGGUAACGAAGCCAUGUUGAUUCCUACCAACAUUAAGGACGGCAAAACUAAGGCUAUUGCUGUUCCAGGUUCAAACUAUUGGGCUCAAACGUCCGCUCAUUUCUACGUUAAUGCCCCUGGUGUUUCCACCACCGAUGGUUGUGUUUGGGGUUCCAAAGAAAAGCCAGAAGGUAACUGGGCUCCUUAUGUUGCUGGUACAAACACCGACAGCACUGGUUUGACCUACGUUAAGCUUGGCUGGAACCCUAUCUACGUUGAAGACUUCAACGGCAAACAACCAAACUUCGGUCUCAGAGUCACUUGUGACAAUGCUGCCGACUGUGUUGGCUCCUGUGAAAUUGACCCAUCCAAGGAUGCCUUUAACACUAUUACCGGAUCCUCUGCUACCACAGCAGGUGGUUCCUUCUGUGUUGUCACUGUUAAGAACAAUGCUUCUGCCAAGAUUGAAGUCUUUGAAGUUUAAGCAUCUUAACUAUGUAAACGCAGGUUUCGUUCGGGUUUUGGAUUUAGAUUGGAUUAGUUUAUAGAGUAUAUACAUUUCGGUAUUACAAUUUCGUUCGUG